Molecule: messenger RNA, 3598 nt
Organism: Esox lucius (northern pike)
Lineage: Eukaryota; Metazoa; Chordata; Actinopteri; Esociformes; Esocidae
Gene: qpctla
Product: glutaminyl-peptide cyclotransferase-like a
Exons: 7
Coding region: 642-1817 (391 amino acids)
Molecular function (GO): zinc ion binding; glutaminyl-peptide cyclotransferase activity
Source: RefSeq, a predicted model, not a curated record
CAGGUAUCGAAAUAGUCAUUAUUACUAGUGGAUUCAGUAUUUUGUGUAAGGUAGUGUAAGGUAUGAAGGGCGAUGAAGUUAUCAGUCAUGCCAGGAAAAUGUUGAAGCUAUUCUCCAAAGGUAUAUGAGAAAAAUCGUAGAUAAGGAUAGUAAUCCUACAGAGAGGUUUUUGAUGUUGACGUUCAACGAAGCAAGGUAAAGGCUAACUACAGGAAGUAAUGAGACAUCGGAGAUAUGGGAUGUACAUUUUAAAGGACCUAUUUGAAAUAUGGGUUUGACUCAUAGGUUGAUGUUAUGGUAAAAUCAUGGAUCAUAGUGUAUAUAGAAGUGCCCAUGGAAGCUUAGUCAGGUUUGCAUAGAAUAGUAUUACAAGUGCAUUAUGCUGUUGCGUAGCCUGUUAAUAAAUGUGCAGAUUCGUCCAGUGCAAUGCUGCGAAAACUUCAAAUUCAAAACGAGACGCUCACGCAAGGCUGUAAUUGGUGCAGUGAAACUACUAUUUCAGUCCGCGCUAUGACACGUAGAUCUGGUGAAGUGGGAAACAAGCAGCUGCCGUCAGUUUUAAGCUAUUGAGAGAACUCGUUUCUACCGGUUUUUCUUUUUUUCUUUUUUCUUGAACUGACGAGUUUUUAGACAGCUUUGUUAUGUCGAGAACUAGUCGGCGAUACAAGCCUUUGCAGGCAAAUAAAGGUACCCUCCCAGGCUGCGACUCGGUUCGGAUUCCCCGUGCCCGUGUACUGGUCUUCUGUCUCAUCGGUGUUCUGGUUCUUGCUAUGGUGUUGGGCUUGUAUUUGUCAAACGAGACAAGCAUCAACAACAAUAGGAUCCCCGUCGUAGAUUUGGCAAAAGACAGGUUAUCCCAUAAGGCCAGUAAGUUUUCGCCGUCCCAGGUGCAGCGGCUGGCGUCUCAGGUGGACGGAACACGUCUGUGGGAGACUCACUUGAGGCCCAUACUCAUAGAGCGACUCCCCGGAACUCCGGGCAGCCAGUCAGUUCGUCAGCACAUCUCCUCCACUUUGUCAUCACUGUCUGCUGGCUGGACGGUAGAGCUCGACUCUUUCUUGUCACCAACGCCACGAGGUCCGGUCACCUUCUCCAACAUCAUUGCGACCCUUGACCCCGGGGCCCCUCGCAGGCUGCUGCUGACUUGCCACUAUGACUCCAAGGCCCUGCCUCCAGACCCCCGCGCCCCAGAGAGGGUGUUCUUGGGGGCCAGUGACUCUGCGGUCCCCUGUGCCAUGAUCCUAGAGCUGGCUACUGCCUUGGACGCACAGCUCAAAGCCCUCAAUCAGCAGGCGUCGGCCGUGACCCUCCAGCUGGUGUUUUUUGAUGGAGAGGAGUCGUUUGAGGAAUGGACGGACACAGACUCUCUCUAUGGAUCCAGGCACCUGGCAGAGCGCAUGGCCCACACACCUCACCCACUGGGCUCCACACACACCAACCUGCUGCAGGCUGUGGACCUGUUCGUUUUGCUGGACCUGCUUGGUGCUCCAGACCCUCUGAUUGUUAAUCACUUUGAUAACACUGCCCGCUGGUUUGACCGCCUCAUUGCUGCAGAGAAGAGACUGCACAGGCAGGGGCUGCUGACCUCUCACCCCUCUGAGCAGACCUACUUCAGGAAGGACAUGUACCUGGGCCCCGUGCAGGAUGACCACAUCCCCUUCCUCCAUAAAGGUGUUCCUGUGCUCCAUGUCAUCGCCACACCCUUCCCCUCGUUCUGGCACACACUGGAUGACACCGAGGAGAACCUUCACCGGCCCACAGUCGAGAACCUCACCAAGGUCCUGGCCUUGUUCUUGGCUGAGUACCUAGGCUUUUAACCACACCUGCUCCGAGUCCGUGUAGGAAACACACUGACAGGAGUGGGAGCAGUUUUGCACAGACUUGGUGAAAACAAGGGCUGCUGUUUCUGGUAUCACCAAACCCAUCGGACUGGAACCAAUGAGCUCAUAAACACUGUCUGGGAGCAGAAUGGCACUGGCACUACACAGCUGGAUCCUGGCUUGUAUCACAGUAACGUGUGAUGUUAUGAAGAGGCUGAAGAGUACACUUAUUCUAAUGAACUGAUUUAAGACAAUGCUUUCCUAAUAAUGUCUUCAUGGCUUAUAUUGAUCAUCACAUGAUUCAAUUUUUCUGUGAAUUUCAGAUUUUAGAAUUGGUUUCAGCUUAUAUUCAUGCGAGUGGAAGUGGCUGGAAACGUGCAACAUGGCUCUCUGUUGUUGAGGCCUGUUGUUUUAUGUCCUCCGUCAUCAUGGUUUAGUGCUAAUUUUGAAAAGGUGAACAUCCAUACAGCAUCUGUUGUAUUCCUGGUGAAAUAAUAGUUGGAGAAAUCCAUCUGAAUCAGCAGUGGUGUUCAGAAUCUAACAGGCCAACAAAAUGUGAAGCCAACUACACACUGGAUAGUAAAAGAGAGAUUGGAAGGACUCUGCUGUAAGAGGCUGUCUGUGAUCCACUACCAAUUGGCUUUGGUUCCUCUCGAACAUACGUUGUUUUUGGUAAGCAUGAAAUGGAGGAUCAGUUUUUCAAACAUGCACAGUUUAUUCUCAAAUGCUUCAAAGCAUGGCAGUGAUUUAGCUUGUGCUGAUAACAUGUUUGUUUUCUAUUAAACUUGGGGGGGGGGAAAUGGUUCAACACUUCAAAAGCUAGUCUUUGAUACAGGAUGUCAAGAAUCCAAAAAUGAAACAGCUUUGCUACUUAAAACAUGCAACAGUUGAUUUCCAGUACUGGAAAGAUUUAGAAAGGUCUCCCACCCACAUGACUCAAAGGAGGGGGCUGAGAGAGGGGUCGGGCACAGGAGAAGAGAGGACUUUCUGGAGGUGAAAGGUCAUCAGAGGAGGGGUAAGCGUCUCGGGUCCUGUUGGAGCUUAGAGCUGAUCCACAACCUUCUAGUUCACUUGAGAGGGAAAGAGUUUGUGUGAGUUGUCAGUUCCCUACUUGGGCCAGAAGAGGGCAGAGGUAGAUCACUGUAAAUCAGAGCUUUGUGAGAGAAAGGAGCACAUCUUUUAAACUUGCAUUCCAAUUCCUUCUCCCCGUGUUUCAAGGAGGGGCACGUACUGGAAUGUUAGCUAAAGGGAAUGGUGCUCAAACUAGAGAAGCACAGUCCUAAAGCAGUAACAGUCCUGAAACAACAAUUCCCCAAGAUUUUUUCUAGUGAAACUUUCGAGAGGCAGGGAAGACUCACCCGUUAUUUCCAUGAGCUGCGCGGUCUCUCUGUCGUCGGUUCUUGAACCAGUUGCUCACCUGGGUGGCUGUGAGCCCAGUGGUAGCCGCAAGCUCGCGUUUCUCACAAGGCGAGGGAUAGGGUUUAUGGUAAUACCACUCCCUCAGGACACUCCGGGAUUUCUCCUGUGAAAAGGAACACCAACCUUUCACUUCUGAAUCAAGUUGAACAAUGAUCUACAUUUCAUAUCGGCAGUAAGAUGCCUCCGUUUCUAAUAUUUUCCACUAACGUGAGGGGAGAGAACUGGACAGGUUAAAGCAAAUUCCCCCUGGAUGUACCACCUUCAACCAACCUGUGGAAAUUGGUGAUUAGUGCAUAUGAAUAUGAGACCUGACAUAAUGUACUGUCUAAUCUUCCUGACAUAAAGGCCUUUCUCCUGUA